UAGGUUUUGAGAAUUUGAAGGCGGGCUAAUUCCUAGCCAAAACCCUAAUCCCAAGCUUCUUCAUAAUGACUAAAGAUUGAAUUUUGAUCUUAGAUUUCAAAACAUUGAGCUUCUACACGAACUGGGCAUCAAUCAAAAUCUCAAUUUUCUUCUUCAAUGGAGCCGAAUUUGGAGCAGACUCUUCAAGAAGCGAAGCUCCUUCGACAAGUAAAUUCGCUGAUCAUCGCUCAUCUUCGCGAUCAGAAUCUCAGUCAGGCUGCUGCUGCUGUUGCUACGGCAACGAUGACGCCGUUGGGCACCGAAGCGCCUCCCAAUAGGCUUCUUGAACUUGUUGCCAAGGGUCUUGCAGUGGAGAAAGAUGAGAUGAUCAAGGGGAUUUCGAUGGCUGCUUCAGUAGAUUGUGCUGCAGGUUUAUCUUCAAUUCCUCCUCCUGCAAAUGCCAUAGACUUCAGUGCCGUACAGGACACAAAGGGUUCAUCAAAGACCUUUCCGAAGCAUGAGACUAGACAUGUCUCUGAGCACAAGAACGCUGCCAGGUGUGCGAGAUUUAGUGCUGAUGGUCGUUUCAUUGCAACUGGGAGCUCAGACACAUCAAUUAAGCUCUUUGAGGUUUCAAAGAUUAAGCAAAUGAUGCUUGGAGAUGCAAGAGAAGGGCCUGUGCGGCCUGUUAUCCGUACUUUCUAUGAUCAUUUGCAGCCUAUCAAUGAUUUAGAUUUUCACCCUCAAAGUACUGUGUUGAUAUCUGGAGCCAAAGACAACACUAUAAAAUUUUUUGAUUUUUCAAAAACAGUUGCAAGGAGAGCUUUCAGAGUCAUCCAGGAUACUCAUAAUGUUAGGUCAGUAUCUUUUCAUCCUUCUGGAGAAUUUCUUUUGGCAGGUACGGAUCAUCCUGUUCCUCAUUUAUAUGAUGUCAACACAUUCCAAUGUUACUUGUCAGCAAAUUUUCAAGAAUUAAAAAUUAAUGCUGCUAUUAACCAGGUGAGAUAUUCUUCUUCUGGAAGCAUGUAUGUUACAGCCUCAAAGGACGGCUCUGUUCACAUUUGGGAUGGAGUCAGUGCUAAGUGUGUGAGAUCGUUCAGUGGGGCACAUGGACCUUCAGAGGCCACUAGUGCAAAUUUUACGAAGGAUCAGAGGUUCAUUCUUUCAUGCGGAAAGGAUUCCACCGCAAAGUUGUGGGAAGUUGGCACCGGAAGACUUGUCAAGCAAUAUCUGGGAGCAGUUCACACUCAGUCGCGUUGUCAGGCUGUUUUCAAUGAUACGGAGGAAUUCAUCCUCUCGGUGGAUGAACCAAACAAUGAGGUUGUCGUUUGGGAUGCUCUCACUGCUGAAAAAGUUGCUAGGUGGCCUUCAAAUCAUGUAGGGCCCCCGCGCUGGCUCGAACACUCUCCAACUGAACCAUGUUUCAUUUCAUGUGGGAAUGAUAGAUCUGUUCGAUUCUGGAAGGAGACCUUAUAGCGAGAGAUGUCUCUAUUCGUUUUGGUAUGCAAUAAUAUGCAAUAUUUAGAUGUCUCUAUUAAUUUUGGUAUGCAAUAACAUGCAAAAAUAUUGUUGAAAUUACGAGGAAAAUUAGAAUGCUAGUAUACCACUAGGAGAACGUUGUAAACAUUUGCGGACGGUUUAUUUCAACAGGAUAUGUUGUAUGAGAUUACAGAUAUUUGCUAUUUAUGGUAAUGUAUAGUCUUGUUUUCUGGUCA
This is a messenger RNA of Asparagus officinalis (garden asparagus), 1694 nucleotides long. RefSeq names its product cleavage stimulation factor subunit 50. Bases 157 to 1455 code for a protein of 432 amino acids. Gene Ontology annotation, molecular function: RNA binding; protein binding. Lineage: Eukaryota; Viridiplantae; Streptophyta; Magnoliopsida; Asparagales; Asparagaceae. The record is from RefSeq and is a predicted model, not a curated record. The transcript is spliced from 14 exons. Gene Ontology annotation, biological process: mRNA 3'-end processing. Gene Ontology annotation, cellular component: mRNA cleavage stimulating factor complex.